Apis laboriosa (Himalayan honeybee) is the source of this 892-nucleotide messenger RNA. Its product is annotated as steroid receptor RNA activator 1-like. Lineage: Eukaryota; Metazoa; Arthropoda; Insecta; Hymenoptera; Apidae. Gene Ontology annotation, biological process: regulation of transcription by RNA polymerase II. The record is from RefSeq and is a predicted model, not a curated record. Gene Ontology annotation, cellular component: nucleus. Bases 132 to 830 code for a protein of 232 amino acids. The transcript has 3 exons.
UUUAUGAUUGUAUUCUAUAAGUAAAUACGAUUAUAAAUGUCAAAUCCAAUAUUAACAUUAAUUUUAAAGAAAUUUUUUAUUAUUUAUUUAUUUUUGCUAAUUCAUUUAAUUUAAAUUUGAAAAAAUCAAAAAUGAGCGAAGAAAUGACAAAUCAAAAUCUUUCUUUACAAAAAGUUUUAUUACCUGGUCAUGAUCCUGGUUGGAAUGAUCCUCCGAAAUGGGCAUAUUCUAUGGCACAAAGUUCUAUAACUCCUACUAAACGAAUGUUAAAUAAAAGGGUAGCAUUUCCUAUGACAUCUAUACAAGCUAAAGAUAAAGAAUCUUCUUUAAACAAACCAUUAAAUAUGCCACCACCAAUACAAUCUGCAAUUAAUUUAACAACAGCAUCACAUCCUCCAUUGUUAUGUCCUUCAAACAAAAAUAAUUUGAAAGGAAAAAUGAAUGAAAUAAAUAUUAAUAAAGAGGAGACAUUAAAUAAUGUCUUGAUAAAUUUAGAAGCUGUAAUUAAUGAACAUAUAUCUGAAAAAAAUAGUGCUGAAGAAGUAAAAAAGAAAUUAGAUAUAUUAAAAACUGCAUGGCUUGAAGAUAAACUAAACAAUAUGAUAUAUAAGAAUAUUUUAGAUUUAUCUACAGCUUUACGAGAAGGGAAUAUUGAAAAAGCUGAUGAAAUACAUAUUGCAUUAAUGAUGUAUCAUGCUAAUCUAUGUAAUACAUGGAUACCUGGAAUUAGACAUAUUAUUUUAGGACUAAAAACCAAAAUGAAAAGCUCAAAUAUUACAUAUUCUCAAAGUUCAAAAUCAAAUUUAUUAUUAACUGAAAAAAACGAAUAAGUAGAAUUUUUUCAGGAAUAACAUUUUUAUGUAUAAUGAACAUUAUUUCUUUGUUUAUAUAA